Carya illinoinensis is the source of this 2089-nucleotide messenger RNA. RefSeq names its product inositol phosphorylceramide glucuronosyltransferase 1. The transcript has 10 exons. Bases 206 to 1846 code for a protein of 546 amino acids. The record is from RefSeq and is a predicted model, not a curated record. Gene Ontology annotation, molecular function: glycosyltransferase activity. Lineage: Eukaryota; Viridiplantae; Streptophyta; Magnoliopsida; Fagales; Juglandaceae.
CAGAGAAGACUUUCAAACUGGACGACCCAUCCAUAGUCGGUCAGAGACGUCAAAUAUGACAGCAGCAAAGCGGCGAAUCAGAUUCGAACCCCUUCCAAACUUUUCUAAUCUAUAUAUGCCAACUAAAGGUCCCAGAAUCAUUUUCUCGUAAAAUUACUACAUUUCUCGCAAAAAUUCGGAUCCAUACGUUCGAUUAUUAUAGAUAAUGAAAAUAUUCUCCGGUCUUUGGCUUCUGCUCGUACUAUUUCUCAUUUCGCUUCAAUCCAAGGCCUCCGCUGGAUCUCCGUCCUCGAAGGAAGCCUACGUCACGCUCCUGUACGGAGAUGAGUUCUUAUUGGGCGUUAGGGUUCUCGGGAAAUCGAUUAAGGACACUGGAUCGAAGAAGGAAAUGGUGGUUCUGGUCUCUGAUGGUGUCUCGGACUAUGCUAAGAAGCUUCUCCAGGCUGAUGGGUGGCUAGUGGAGAAGAUUAGUUUAUUGGCAAAUCCUAAUCAAGUGCGGCCGAAGAGGUUUUGGGGUGUCUACACGAAGCUUAAAAUUUUUAACAUGACUAACUACAAGAAAGUUGUAUACCUUGAUGCUGACACUAUUGUGGUGAAAAGCAUUGAGGAUCUGUUCAAAUGUGGAAAGUUUUGUGCUAACUUAAAGCAUUCUGAGAGGCUGAAUUCCGGAGUGAUGGUACUUGAACCAUCGGAAGCUAUAUUCAAUGACAUGAUGAGCAAAGUUACCACCUUGCCUUCUUACACUGGAGGAGACCAGGGUUUUCUGAAUUCAUAUUACACUGGAUUUCCAAAUGCACAUGUUUUUGAGCCAAAUUUAUCCCUGGAGGAGUUGAAAUCCCGACCAGUUCCUGAAAUGCAGCGACUGUCCACUCUAUAUAAUGCAGAUGUUGGUCUUUACAUGCUUGCAAACAAGUGGAUGGUAAAUGAGAGUGAACUCUGCGUUAUUCACUAUACACUUGGCCCCCUUAAGCCUUGGGACUGGUGGACAUCUUGGCUGUUGAAACCCGUUGAUGUCUGGCAGAAUGUUAGGGAACAGCUUGAGGAAUCGCUUCCUGGAACUGGAGGGGGCAGAAAUCCUAAUGAUGACCUUCUUGUCAAAUUUCUUUUUCUACUACCACCUUUUGCUUUACUCUUUUGUUAUUAUCAGUCCUUUCUUCAGACACGGGAGUACUUUGGUUCAUUUUGUAGAAGUUCAUUGUGCGAUAGCAUCAGACAUAUGUACUACAAAAUUAGAUAUGGUGGAUCACUUAGUUAUAGUGGUGUUUCUACAUCAUCUACCAUCGGUUCCAACCAUCAGUUCUCUAAUGGUGCAAACACCAAGGUGCCUAUUUAUUUGGGUGGAAUAUCUGUCUUUGUCUGUUUUGUGGUGGCUGCGGUGUCGCUUGGACUUGCUCUAGCAAUUGUGCCUCGGCAAGUGAUGCCAUGGACUGGUUUGCUCAUGAUGUAUGAAUGGACAUUUACAUUGUUCAUUCUUCUUUUUGGAGGUUAUCUGUAUUUGGUUUCCAUAUGGGGAAAGACAAAAGCUACAGUGGGAUCCUUCUCCUCUGAUCCUGAAUCUCUUGAUUAUGAUUCUGGAAAAGGUCAUCACCGGCAAGGAUUGUCCUUUGAUGUUGCGACAUGGCGUUAUGGGUUAGUGAUGGCCUUUUUGGCUGUCGCUGGCCCAUCUUUACCGUGUCUUUUGGGGAUCACAGCUCUAUUUGCUAGGUUAGGUUUGAUGUUUGUGGGAGGACUGGUUUUGGCAUCUUUCAUGACUUACUCUUCAGAGCAUCUUGCAAUUAGAGCAUUCUUGAAAGGCUUGGAAGACAGAGGCAAUACUCGAAGUAGGAGUUUAUGUUUCUUAUGUUGAUAAGUGACUUCAAAAAGAUGUAAACUAUUGCCAAUGUCCGUCACUUCUCAUUGUAAUUUAUUUGGCAUAUAGUGGCCCUAUGCUUGACUUGUAAAAUUGUGGCGAAAUUUUUCAAUUUAGAAAUGUAUUUUUUUCCCCCUCUUUGAGGUUUUUUUAAUAUUCUUUUUUGAAACUGAUCAUAGUUUUAAAUGUUUGCUACAAAAUUUUCAAUCAAUGAGGAUGGAGAGGUAUUAUAGUUUCCAA